UGUGUCUUUAAAUACCGUGGGCAGCUCCGCGCGCGAACCGAAUGUGUGGCGCUUCGCGCGCACCGUCUCCAACGCGUUCGCCGCAUCCGUCCGCGCGACUCCUCGUCUCGCGCCCCACACAGCGCGCGCCCCGGGAUCCUCUCCGCGGACGUCAGACUGCAGUAGCAGCAGCUGAGCAGAGGCAUCGGAGUCGGCGGCGGCGGCGGCGGCUGCGGCUGCGACCGCGACCGCGAUCGCUCAACGGCGCAGCAACCCGCUUCUUCGAUCGUGGGCGCGCUGAAUCCGGAGCGCGCGCCUCUCGCCUUCCCGCCCCGGCCGGAGACCGUUUCCUUGCCCCUUUUCUCGGAAUGCAGCCUUUCCCGUUUCUGAACAAACGCACGACGAGCUCGAGCGGCCGCCGGGCUUCUAGCGGCAUCCCGUUAGCGCUCAUCAUCGUCGGGGUUCGACGGGAAGUCAGGCGUCCGCGAGCGCGAGCGCGAGCGAACGACGCCGGGGCGGGCGCGAGCCCGGCGUGCGGCAAUUAAAGGUCCCCGCCGCGGCGGAGCCGGGGAAGCGCGAACUCGCGGCGUGGAGGGUGUCGGAGGAAAGGAUGCGUUCCGUGGCUGCUGGACGUGGUGGCGUCGCUGCAACCGCUGCAACCGCUGCACCGCUCGCCGCGGCUACGGGCUCCGGCGACAGCCGCCGAUCGCACCGGAUGAAUUAAUUAUCAUUUUUUAUAAUCCAGCCGUGUUGGAGUGGAGUUGCGAAGCCGCGGGUCCCCGGUGAGCAUCGCUCCCUCCACCCGACGACGGGAGCUGGAGAAGGUCCGCGCUCCAGAGCCGUCGCUGUGCCGGGAAGAUACGGCGUCAUCGGCUCUUCUCACCUGAGUGUGGAGAAUCUCACCUGGACACGCGUGGAGGUCCGGUGUGUGACAUGCGAGAAGCUCCGAGCGCCGCUGACGGACGGUGCAGAGCAGGGAAGAGCCUCCACGCGCAUAUAAAUCCCCGAAAAGCCCCUUCAGAGGGCGGAACUCUGGACACGAAGAAAGGAGCGCGAGGCUCGUCAUCUCAGUCGAGGAUCAGGCUGAACGUCUCCUGAUUGCGGAGCUUCGCUGAAGAGCGGCGGACGUUGGGACCGGCCUACACCAGGCAACCGUGCUCUACAAAGUCUUUACCAGCAUUCUGUGUAGGAGACCACAAGUGGACCAAGACAUCCCAAGUGUGUGAAGCUUUGAGCAGCCACUGUUCUCCGUUUUUGAAACCCUUGUUGGUUCAACCCACUCAAGUAGUCGCUGUGAAAGUGACAAAGCCAUGUGGUCGGGAGAUGGAUACCAGUAGGACACCAGUGGGACACCUGCUGAACUUGAGUUGUACGGGAACUAUCAGUUGGUCCUUCUUAGACAUCUUUGACUUCACGACAAACGCUCAAAGUUUUCUUUAUGUAUUAUUGGACUGACCUUUAUUUCUCAUCUGACCUGUUGAUUUUGAUGACUUCCUGACUAUUGUCGUCAGCUCGUUCGGAUACUUGACAGAGCCGCUGGCCUUCGGCAGGCACGGGCCUCACGUUGCGUUUGCUUGUUUCCUUGGUGACAUGUCUGAGUGGCACCGGGGCGUGGGAUGGCCCGUCUCAUGCUGAAGCUCCGCCGCUAUGUCCGUCGUAGACCUCUCCGCUUCCUAUUCUUUGUCCUCCUCUACCUCUCGGCUGGGGGUAGCCUGGUUUUCCUGCGUUCCGGGGAGACGGUUGUGGGCCAUCAGUGGCCUGGUGCAGAAGAAGGACGCGUGGCCCCUGAGGGACAGGGCUUUGGGCUCAUCAGCCAGGUUUUCAGGGAGGGCUGGAGGCCGCCACAGAGGUACGACCCACCUUGGCUGAAACAAAAGUCCCAGGAGCUCUCCAAGCGGGGGCGGGAAGGGGACCGUGCUGUCGGCUGGAGCCGUGCCUUGAAAGGGCGAAGCUCAAAGGAUUCAGAGGAAGGACGAGCGACAUACCUGGGCUGCUAUGCUGACGACACCCACAAGAGGGCUCUCCGGGGGGCGUCCUUUUUCGACUACAAAAAAAUGACCGUCUUCCGUUGCCAGGACAACUGCGCCGAGAGGGGUUACCUGUAUGCAGGCUUGGAGUUUGGUGCAGAGUGCUACUGUGGCCACAAGGUGCAGGCUGCCAAUGCCAGCGAGAGCGAGUGCAACAUGGACUGCAAGGGCGAGCGGGGAAGCACCUGUGGAGGGGCCAACCGGCUCUCUGUCUACCGGCUGGAGCUGAGCCAAGAGUCUGCCCGUCGUUAUGGAAGUGCGAUCUUUAAAGGAUGCUUCAGAAAGCCAGAAAACAUUAACUUGACUCUUCCCAUUGGUGCCACCAUCUCGAAUAUGUCCAUCGAUAAGUGCGUGGACUUCUGCACUGAGAAGGAGUUCCCGCUGGCUGUGUUGGCAAACCCCUGGUGCCGCUGUGGCUUCCCCACAGUGGCCUUCCCACUACAUGAACGGGAGGAUGAAGACCUGUGCCAACAGCAUUGCCCAGGUGAUGAUUCUGAGAGCUGCGGCACGGAGGAGUACUUCCUGGUGUACCAAACGCAGGUGCAAGACAAGCGCUGCAUGGACCGGCACUUUCUUCUCUCCCGGGGCAAGCAGUUGACUGCCCUGGCCAGCUUCCCUGGGGCGGGCAACACCUGGGCACGGCACUUGAUUGAGCUCGCCACUGGCAUCUACACUGGCAGCUACUACUUUGACGGCUCUCUCUACAACAAAGGCUUCAAAGGGGAGCGGGACCACUGGAGAAGCGGACGGACCAUCUGCAUCAAGACCCAUGAAAGUGGCAAGAAGGAGAUCGAGGCCUUCGACUCCGCCAUCCUGAUGAUACGCAACCCUUUCAAGGCCCUCAUGGCCGAGUUCAAUCGCAAGUAUGGCGGCCACGUUGGGUUUGCCUCGCAGACCCACUGGAAAGGGAAAGACUGGCCGGAGUUUGUGAAGAACUAUGCUCCUUGGUGGGCGUCCCACACGUUGGACUGGCUCAAGUUCGGCAAGAGGGUCCAUGUGGUGCACUUUGAGGAGCUCAAGAAGGACUUGUUUACCCAGCUGAGGAACAUGGUGCUUUUCCUGGGCCUGGGUGUGUCUGAGGACCGCCUGCUGUGCGUGGAGGGCCAGAAGGAUGGCAACUUCAAGCGCUCCGGCCUACGUAAGCUGGAGUAUGACCCGUACACACUCGAGAUGCGGGCCAACAUCGAUGGCCUUAUUCGGGUGGUGGACCGAGCUCUGAGGGACAGGCAGUUGCCGGGGAUUCCAGAGGAAUACCGACCCAGAUGAUGAUGCUCCUCCUUCCGAUACUCUUGCGUCUCGUUUUAAAACCCCUCCUUUUCUGGAAAGCCGGAAACUGCCUCUCGGUUGAGACACCGGAGCACUGAGAAGAUUGAGGGACAGCAGUCUGAAGUGCGGAGCAACGUUCAACUCACAUCCCAGCCAGUAGGAGACCCUGUAAAAUAAUGCAUGCAUGAUGUGCAUAAAUCCCUGCUGACAAUCACUGGUUUCUCUGCCCACGCAUGGGUGUUUUAAGUCUUGCCUUAACAAGGAGGCUGUACAUGUAAUAACUGGCUGCUUUAUUCACAGCCAAUUUCGGUUAAUUUUCACUGAAUUUUUGGAUACUCAACAAAACCGGUCGCCCAAAGUUCGUUCCUCUGCGCUUCUCGCCGGUUUAAACGCAUUAUGUUCUUGUCUGAACACUAAUUUAAAAUGCUCUUCAUAUACAGUACAAUUUUUUAAGUAUAUAAAACGGGCUUUUGACAUUUUUGCAUGCUAAAUGUCGAGGUCUGCAUUUCAAAAAAAAGAAAGAAAGACGUCUACGAGAGAGUCAUCUAAAAACUAUCGGAUGUGAACGGUACCAACAGUUCCUUCUUAUUUUGAGAAGCAGAAGGAUCAAAGUUUAGGCAUUAAACCUCUUCUUUAGUUUUGUGCUUUGACCUAUAUAAGAGUUACGGAACAUCAUCUGGCAACAUGACUUUAGAAGACAGUCUUAUUCGGGGUAAAAUUCAAAGUAAGGCAGUAAAAUAAAGAAAAAGUAGCGUAACGCAGUAGACAGAUUUCAUUAGCUUACGUUGUGUGAAUAUUAAUUUUGUAUCCAAGGUCAGCAGCUAUAAAUGGACAAACUUUCAGCAAAAAAAGAGGAAAAACCUAAAAGGUAAAUUUACUUUAUAAUAUCUCUAAUCAUUUUAUUUUUAGUAGCUGUUUUAUCGGUUGCUUAACAACCUGUAGCAGUCAAGAGAAUUGUUUUUUUUUUUUUUUUAAUAUUAUCUGUUCUACAGCAUAUGAUUUAAUGUUUGUCUCUUUCCAACACAGAUUAAUUAAUGUCCCGGAUUAUUACACUGGUUGGUGUUUCCGAUGGCUCAAUAAUUGCACAUUUCAGAGUUUUAUUAGAUGUUUUGCCUCUAAGAAAGGGCUGGGGCUGCUAUUAGGCGUCUUUUACCAACCCCGUCCUGAUUUCUCAACGACCGAAUCUUGUCCUUUUAGCACCAGAGCUGCAAAUUGCCUUGGAGUUCUGCGGAUCUCGGUUACCUGUUCCAGCUCCCCAGCGGGGGCCUUGGUUUGUUCGCUGGAUGGUUGACAACAAGAAAGCACUCGGGAUGGUGCUGAGCUGCCGAGCACUUUGGGCAAACUUAGGAGAGGGUUAAUGAUACAUUGAACACUCUGAUUUUGCACGUGGAACACUGGUAUACCACAUUUUUAAGGCACAUGAAGAUAACCUGAGCCUGUUUGCUGCCAGGAAAUACGGUUUUGGUAGAUUGAAAUAAACUGAUUAAAGAAUCAAGGUUUUCUGCCCUUGUAAGCAGGUUGGAAAUACAAGAUUGGGUUGAAAAAUAGUGGCAACAUUUCACUUUAGCUCCAGUGCCACAGAAAAAAGUGCGUAUACAGGUGAUCCCCGACUUACGAUGGUUCGACUUACAGUUUUUCGACUUUACGAUGGUGAGCUGGCGAUAG
This is a messenger RNA of Scleropages formosus (Asian bonytongue), 4937 nucleotides long. Its product is annotated as WSC domain-containing protein 2-like. NCBI's taxonomy places the organism in Eukaryota, Metazoa, Chordata, Actinopteri, Osteoglossiformes, Osteoglossidae. The record is from RefSeq and is a predicted model, not a curated record. The transcript is spliced from 11 exons. Bases 1596 to 3272 code for a protein of 558 amino acids.